Messenger RNA from Aegilops tauschii subsp. strangulata, 2192 nucleotides. The record is from RefSeq and is a predicted model, not a curated record. Lineage: Eukaryota; Viridiplantae; Streptophyta; Magnoliopsida; Poales; Poaceae.
UGUUCGGGUGGGCUUUAUUGUCCUUUUUUGUUUUUUGUUUUUUUGGGCCGCAUUAAGGAGAGGAUGGGGAAGCGGCCACCCGUGGUAAUUCCACUUCGUCUCUUUCCAUUCCCCAGUCCCAAAUCUGAAGAACUCCGCACGGGAAGAAGAGACGCCGAGCUCCAAGGCUUCUUCAACGAACAGAUUGCUUGUUACUACACGACCAACGAGAGAGGAAGGCCGACGCUGCUUGUGGAAACCCAAUGUAAAUAUAUCUUUUCGUCAUCAACGUCGACGCCAAUGAUUACUCAUCAUUAUCCCGAAAUCCUUUUUCUUCAGAAGUAUACAAGAGAUGAUUUGCAGAAUUUGUCUGAGCCCUUGCAACCGCAAGAGCAAGGGAAGCGGCAUCAGCAUGUAUCUCUGGAAGGAGUUCAAAAAUGCAUGGGUGGCGAGAUGGGGUGUAGUUGCAUGUCCGGCAGUAGGCACGCGGCGGAAGUCGCUGGCGACAUGAUGCUUGGCCACGCCGGCAUGCCUCCAGGCUCCUUGAGCCCAAAUCAACCCCCGUUGCACAUGACGACGAGUCCAAAUCGAGCAGUGGUUCUCAAUUUCUUGGCUAGGGUUUGUGAUUUUGUUGCGAAAUAACUUCUAACGGGAGUUGCAAGUUUUUGAGGGGCUGAUUUUGUGUUUUUUGCGCGAGUUUUGUACCUCCUGAUGCGAAAUGGAGGAACGAUUUUUGAUACGCGGGGUUGAUAUGCAAGUUGUCUAGGACCAGGUGGGAGAUUUUGUGGGGGGAUGGUGGUCAAGUGUGACACGUUUCAUAUGCCUGGUAGUGGUGAGCUGUAUGUAUUUGUAGUAGUAGUAGCAGCUGUUUUGAGAACCGAACCGGAUUAUAUUUGGUGCACUUGGGUUCAUUGCUAAACUGAGCAGCUAGAGACAUUUUUUAGUUAGUUUGAUUGUAAGCUUUUGUACGGGUCAUUAAUGUUUGAUGGACUUCCACUUUGGAAUUUAUUUUCUCACAACCAUAUUGCAUGACCAUGUUCAAAUUUGAAUUGAAUUGCGGCUGCUAAAAUCCAUCCAAAACCUGAUGCACGUAGGCAUGAAUUAGGAUUUGAACGGCUCAAUGAUGAUUUUGUUUAGAGUAGGUUCAUGUGUGUGUGCGCGCGCUAUAUGAUUUUGCUGUUCUUUUUUUCCUGUUUUCUAACACAAGCAAACACUAAAGUUUUGUGUAUUCCUGAAGUAGAGUUGAGAACAUGUCAGCUAAAUACAGUGGAUCACAACAUACUCUCGGGAAUAUACGAGGAACCGUGAGCUUUUUUUCUGUUAAAGUUCAUUUCUAAUGGUUUUGUUGUCAGACUUUUUGUGAAGUUUCUAAUGGUUUUGUUGUCAGACUUUUUGUCUAACCGUUAGCCUGGAUGUUCCGCAGGAAGAUUCCAUUUGUUGAAGCGACCUUGACAAGUCCGAGCUCUUUUUUGCAUGAGUAGCUGGUGAGGUUUGUUUGUCCUGUGUAACCUAAUAAAAAGUUUUCUGACAACCAACAUGUGGCAUAUUACCUGUAUUAUUUUAACUGUUUUCAAGUUUUGUUGUCGUGAAUUCCAUUAUUACCUGCAUUUUGUUCAUGUGAUAUAUGCUGGUGGCUCUAUAUUUUUUUUGCGGCUAAAACCGUUGAUGAAAGGAGCUAAAACUGUCUGAUUUGCCAACAUUUUCGAAGUACCUUUGGUCAUCGCGUCUAAACUUGACAAUGAAAGUGGCUAUAAUGUUUGCCCGGUUCUUAGCCUUAGUUUUCUGCCUUUUUUAUGUUGUCCAGUGCCAUUGUUUACAACACUAAUGUCUUAUAUACAUUUGUGAAUACAUCAACGCACGGGCACUGACAUGGAUGAUGAAGGAAGGGCCCUGAACACGACAGAGACAAUAGAAAUGCAGAGGGCAGAGAUCAGUGUCUUGAAGAUCCAGAGUUAGAAGAGAGACGAUAUCAUGUAGAAACCGCGUCACGUUUUGCUUUUAUGAAGAAGUUGCUACAUUGGUUUGUAACCUUUUUCUGUAGAUAGUGAUCUUUUUUUUCCCGAGUUCUAGUUGAUACAGGAAAUUAACUAGCUAGCAUAGAAAGUUAACUAGCUACGUCCCCGUGGCUCUGUACUCUUUGCUGACCUUUUAACUAGCUAAUACACGAAGUUUGUUAACUAUAUCUAAUUAAUACAGGGCAGUUAACUAUCAAA